AAGUUGGUACCCAUGCUUAGAAAAAGGGCAGCUGCAUCAGCCGCUGUCUUGAAUGGUCAAAUUUAUGUUGUGGGAGGGACAGAUGGAGACGCACCACUAGAUACAGUUGAGCGUUUUGACCCGUUGGAGGUAUGCUGGUCUCUGUGCCCCACCAUGUCAACUCCAAGGGAAGCUUCAGGAUGUGUCGUGUUCCUUGGCCGUCUGUAUGUAGCAGGAGGGCGAGAUGAAUUUGGUCUAUCACUGAGCACCGUAGAGAAAUACGACACAGAAACUCUGCGCUGGAGCCCUGUUAGACCUAUGAAGAAUAAAAGAUUUCAGGUCUCUUUAGUGGUGUUUCAUGGCUUCCUAUUGGCUAUUGGAGGAUCUGAUGGUGUAAGUGACCUUAAAACCAUGGAGGCUUAUGACCACGAAACAAACUCCUGGAGACAUUUUGGCAGUAUGAAGUCCAAGCAUCCAGGUGGACAUGUGGCUCUGGUUAAUUCUCCGUGAAAUGUGUUGAUUGAAGAGUAUUGAUGACAG
Myxocyprinus asiaticus (Chinese sucker) is the source of this 519-nucleotide messenger RNA. RefSeq names its product kelch-like protein diablo. NCBI's taxonomy places the organism in Eukaryota, Metazoa, Chordata, Actinopteri, Cypriniformes, Catostomidae. The record is from RefSeq and is a predicted model, not a curated record. The coding region runs from base 13 to 489 and encodes 158 amino acids. The transcript is spliced from 4 exons. Gene Ontology annotation, molecular function: protein binding.